AUGGCGCCUUUCGGCAAGAAAUGCAGGCACGGUCCGAAUUGCUGGUACCUGCGGAUCGGGAUAUGUCAGUAUCUUCAUUCAGACUCAGACCACGCCGCGGUCCGGCGCACUAGACUCGACGAGCUGCACCGUGGGCUCAGCCGGCACCGUCAAGAGCUGGUGGAUGUCGCGAGUCUGGCGCCGGAGAGCGAGGACAACUUCGUCGGCAUCGCCCAGGAAAGGGAGCUUGCUAGCUUCAACAAGGUUUGCGGCGGCGAGAUCGCCGUGCCAGCUGACACUUGGUCAUCAGGAAUCCCUCCCCGGUUUACGCCCCCGACCGGGCCCCUGGAGCUGCCACGCGACGACCACAAUGGCCCCCUACGGCGCGACUUCCCACGAUACACGUUCCAGUUCGAGCCCUUACUGCGGUCCGUCGAGCUGAUGCAGCCCACAUUCGACAUGGAGGCGGUCGACGUGAUCAGCAACGCCGGCAACCUGAGCAAGCUGUACGAGAUGCUUCGAAAUACGAGCUGGCAGGCGAUGCGAUUCGAGCUGGAGCUGCGGGGGCGCACCCUGCUGCUCUCGCGAUGGAGCGACGACCCGGCGCUGGCGUUCCGCCCGGGUUACGGCGGUGGCUUCGAGCGGGAGACGUGCCGGCAUGGCGCCGAAGAGGACCCGGUGCUGCGGCAUAGCGCCAGCCACCACCGCGUCGUGGCCUACCGCUUCGGCGGGCUGCAGUACGUCGUCCAGUCCGAGGUGGACGCCUAUUCCUGCAACGGCGACGACCACGCCCGGCCGCCGCCGCCGCCCCAAUCGCAGACCCAGUCGCAGCCAGCGGCGCCAGCCAGAUGCGGCAGCAAGCACAACCAGGCACGCCUCCGCGGCCGGCCGCCGCCCCGGCAGAAGAAGCGCGCCGCCUCAACCCACAUCUCCGGCUUCGCGGCCCUCACGCUCGACGACCCGGGCGACAGCAAAGCCUUCGCCGCUGCCGCCACCACCACCACCACCUUGCCUAAGAAAACAGCAACCACCCCCACCCUCUCCAAAACACCACCACCAACAACAACAACAGAAACAAGAACAACCGCAACCAGCCCAACCCUCCUAAUCCACCACGCCGGCCGCCCCAUCCCCCCGUCCUGGCUAGUGGAAAUCAAAACAUACAACGCGCGCACGGUGGGGCCGCGACCGCUCACCGCGCUGGCGCAAGUGUACUUUGCGCGGCGGGCGCAGCUGUACGAGGCGCGGCACGAGGGCGGGGUGUUUUUGUUCCGGCCUCGCCGCGGGGAAGCGGAAGCGGAAGGGGCAGCGGCGACGGGGACGGGGACGGGGACGGGGACGGGGACGGUGGUGCGCGACGUGGGCGGCGAGCUGUGCGCCUGGGAGCACAGCGAGCAGCCUGUGCUGGGCAAGGUGGCGGCGCUGGUGAGGGCGGUGAGGGAGCGGGUGGCCGAGUGGAGGAGGGGGAGGGGCGUGGUGCGGGCCGGCAUGGUUUGUGAGAGCGAUGGGACGGGGGCGGAGGGCGGGGUGAGGGUGUGGUUGUGCGAGAGGGAGGGCGGUGCGCAGGGCGGAGACGGGCUGAUGCCGGAGGACUGGGGCGGAUCGGGCUAG
Molecule: messenger RNA, 1590 nt
Organism: Thermothielavioides terrestris NRRL 8126
Lineage: Eukaryota; Fungi; Ascomycota; Sordariomycetes; Sordariales; Chaetomiaceae
Exons: 2
Coding region: 1-1590 (529 amino acids)
Source: RefSeq, a predicted model, not a curated record